Phyllostomus discolor (pale spear-nosed bat) is the source of this 5182-nucleotide messenger RNA. RefSeq names its product solute carrier family 16 member 14 (gene SLC16A14). Lineage: Eukaryota; Metazoa; Chordata; Mammalia; Chiroptera; Phyllostomidae. The record is from RefSeq and is a predicted model, not a curated record. The transcript is spliced from 6 exons. Gene Ontology annotation, molecular function: monocarboxylic acid transmembrane transporter activity. The coding region runs from base 991 to 2553 and encodes 520 amino acids. Gene Ontology annotation, biological process: transmembrane transport; monocarboxylic acid transport.
GUGUAAAUAACAUAACUUGUGUUGCGUUCAGCCACUGAGUUUGUGAUAACUUAUUACGACAUCAGUAGGAAAGUACUACAGUACAAAAUCCUUCAGGAGAGGUGAACUAGCUCUGACCUCCUCUACUUGCACAGUCACUUAACAAAUAUUGAAAACGCUCCAUGGACAAAGCAUUGUGUUGGGAACAGGGGAGUCACACAUGGAAAUGAAAUUUGUGCCUGGUGCCCAUGAACGGAGAUAAAGGAGGACAAAACGUCAGACGGUGGAGGAAAAGCUGGGAACGGAGGCAUCCCGCAAGGGACAAAGGAUAAGAGCUUUUCACUCCUCUAUGGCCAAGAAUACUGCCGGUCCUGCCCUCCUCUUCCAUCUACAAACUGCCAUCUUUUGUGGCCCAGAUUCGGAUGAGGGUCUUUUUCGUCCCUUGUCCCCUGUCUCAGAAACGGAAAAGACUCUCACCUGCAUCUUGGGUUCGGUUUCAGGCUCUCGCCUUCAGUUAUAAAAAUGUACAGAGAGCAUUAGCGAAUCUCAGCCAAAGCUAUAAACUACGACUGGCCACAAGAGUGUGCACGUGAGGUGACUGUAAUUUUUUUCUGCCAAACCAGAAUUAGCCGGUACAGGAAUGAAGGAGCCUGGAGAUUUGAAAUUGCACUGACCGGGAGGGAGCUCAGGUUACGUUCGGGCCACCUCCGAAAGGACCCUUUUUAAAGACACGCGUACUGAGGCCUGGAGCUCAGAGCUCCACCGGACGCUCACCUGGCCCGGCAUCAAGCGGCGGGGGAGCCCGGAGCCCGGAGCCGGGAUCGAGAGCACAGAGCAGAGCAGAACGCCGAGCACCAGGCACCGGCAAAUCCAGGAUGAUAGGCGACAUUGCAACAAAUCUCCACGGCCAGCCGCUCAGGGGGCUCCGAGGAAAACAGCAAGUUCAGGGAUCCCGGCCAGGAGCCCAGUGAGGACGCAGCCCCCGAACGCCUUGUGCGAAAAUCUUGGAAAAUGUACACAAGCCAUGAAGAUAUCGGCUAUGAUUUUGAAGAUGACCCCAAAGAUAAGAAGACACUUAAACCCCACCCAGACAUCGACGGCGGGUGGGCCUGGAUGAUGGUCCUGUCCUCUUUCUUUGUGCACAUCCUCAUCAUGGGCUCCCAGAUGGCCCUGGGGAUCCUCAACGUGGAAUGGCUCGAGGAGUUCCACCAGAGCCGCGGGCUGACUGCGUGGGUCAGCUCCCUCAGCAUGGGCAUCACCUUGAUCGUGGGGCCUUUCAUCGGCUUGUUCAUCAACACCUGCGGCUGCCGCCGGACGGCGAUCGUCGGGGGGCUCGUGAACUCGCUCGGCUGGGUGUUGAGUGCCUACGCUGCGAACGUCCAUUACCUCUUUAUUACCUUCGGGGUGACAGCUGGCUUUGGGAGCGGGAUGGCCUACCUGCCGGCCGUGGUCAUGGUGGGCAGGUACUUCCAGAAGCGGCGCGCCCUUGCGCAGGGCCUCAGCACCACCGGGACGGGCUUCGGCACCUUCCUCAUGACGGUCUUGCUGAAGUACCUGUGCGCGGAGUACGGCUGGCGGAACGCAAUGAUCAUCCAAGGCGCCGUCUCCUUAAACCUGUGUGUUUGUGGGGCGCUCAUGAGGCCCCUGUCCCCUGGGAAGGACGAAAAGGACCCGGCGGGGCGAGAUCCGCAAAUCCUCGCCGCUCACUCCACGGAAUCUGUCAAGACAGGUGGACAGCCGCGGGGCAGGGCGGAUGAGAAGGAGGGCAACCCCGGGCCCGAGGAGCCCCUCGGUGAGCUCGCAGGCCAGGGGUGCCCGGAGGAGACGGGGCACGGGAAGAACAUGUGCGCCUUCAGGGUGCUGAAGGCGGUGAGCCAGCUGACCCUGAGGGUGCGGAAGGGCUUCCGGGACUGGUACUCCGGCUAUUUUGGGGCUGCCUCGCUCUUCACUAACAGAGUAUUUGUAGGCUUUAUUUUCUGGGCGUUGUUUGCAUACAGCAGCUUUGUCAUCCCUUUCAUUCACCUCCCAGAGAUCGUCAACUUGUAUAACUUAUCCGAGCAAAACGACGUUUUCCCUCUGACUUCAAUUAUAGCAAUAGUGCAUAUCUUUGGGAAGGUGAUCCUGGGCAUUGUGGCGGACUCCCCUUGCAUCAGCGUCUGGAACGUCUUUCUGAUGGCCAACUUCACCCUCGUGCUCUGUAUUUUCAUCCUGCCGCUGAUGCACACCUACGCCGGCCUGGCGGUCGUCUGCGCGCUGAUAGGCUUUUCCAGCGGCUACUUCUCCCUGAUGCCCGUAGUGACUGAAGACUUGGUGGGGAUCGAGCACCUCGCCAACGCCUACGGCAUCAUCAUCUGCGCUAACGGCAUCUCUGCGUUGCUGGGACCGCCAUUUGCAGAUGUUUCUACAGUAAAAUACAGCACAGCUUGGCCACCACACUUGAGUGACCAAGAGUCUACACGUAUUUCCUCCAUUCGCAUGAACUGUAACACCCUGACAGCAAUUUGCGAUGUUUUUCACCAAGAGCUGGGAACACGUUUAAUAAGGUUGGAUCUACGACAUCACACAAAAAUAUGAUUUUUCCUUCUACGUAUGUGGUUUACUUUACCUGAUAGGAGUAUUGUUUUUACUCAUUCAACCGUGUACGCAAAUUAUAGAGCAAUCCAGGAAGAAGGCCAUGGGCGGUGCCCAUGUGUAGAGUCCCAUUACGUUUCACGUGAGAUUUCUUCGUGGUUCUCACGCCUACCUCACCUGGUCGCUGUGAGGGGCCGAUGGCGAAUCGUGGGAAAGCGCUUUGUACAGUAACUGGCACUGUCACUUGUAAAGCCGUUGUCAUUGCUUCACUCGAGAGCAGCAUUGCCUUCUUCCUCUUGGGGAGAAGCAACGCUAAUAGUAUUCAGGACUUCACACAUUUUGAAGACGACAGUGUCCUCCAAAGACAGCCUAGUGAUAAUUGGUAGAAACGCCCUUACGAAAACUCUUCUCUCUCAUCAUCUGCUGGGACUAGGGUGUUAGAUACAGCUCUUGGAAACAAAGACAAGGAAUAACAGAUUUUCAGUUCAACUCUAGGCAGACCUCAUUUUUUUGUGCUUCACUUUAUUGCUCUUCAUGGAUGUUGUCUUUCGUACAAGUCGAAGGCAAGACCCUCAGCCAGCCAAAAGAUUACAAGUGGCUUUACUGAGAUCCUCGCUUUGCUGCAGUGGUCUGGAACUGAACUUGCGGUAUCUCUGAGGUGUGCCUGUCCUUUGUAAAGUGAAAGUCAAGUGUCUAAACGCUUCUGGAAAGCUCGAGGAUAAAUGGGUGUUAAGCACAAGAGUAUGACUAGACCUCAGAUGUUAAUUGUUACAGGGAGCUCUUGACCUCCCACUGUAAAAUAAACACAGGCUCUGAUUUCAAAGGUAGUACAUGUAGUACAAUUAAAGAAAAAAUUAUAUUUUUAUGAAAGAAUUCUGCAGCUAAGGAGUACAGAUUCUCAGUAUUCCUCUAAGAAAAGUGUUUGCCAUCAACCCCAAUUUAAUAGCCUCCACUGACACACAGAAUCUUAAGACCCAACCUAAAUAACAGUUUCCUUAGUGAAAGUUGUAUUUGUCCUCACGGCAAUCAAGGGCUAUAAUUCAAGCACUUUUAUUCAUGUCCUUGGCCUCUUCGUUUAUGAGCACAAUCCGGGGCCCAUAAAUUUUUUUUUCCCUGAGUUUCUCGUGCCCGGCAAAUAAAAUAGAGAACUGAUUGCAGGUCGACAUGACGCUGGUGGUUAAAUCCUUUGUGAAGUGUGUUACAAAUCCAGGACAUAAGACUAUGAGGUUGUGAGGGUAAUGAUGGAAUGGCCUUGGCCUUGGCCUGGGCACCUGGCACCUGGCAUUGGAGGAGGGUAGCCAACAGCCCCUGCCCCGGACCCGAGCUCUGCACAGUUUUAAAAAUAGUCUCUUGAUCACAGAAGAUAACUGUGAUCAAUGACAUCAAAUAAUGCUCUUCCUUUAUCUGAGAUCUCUAUUUUUCUAAGCCAAACAUUUUUCAGACUGCAGAAUGUCCUUCCCAGAAUCAUUUUGAAAUUUCUGGCUGCCUUACUUGUUUACACAUAUUUUAGAACUGUUUAAAUUUCUACUCACAAUUCGCUCAUCACACACAAAACUCCUUUACCAGUGUCUUGGGUCAAAUUUAUCUCAAGUGAGUACAGACCAUUCUGUUAUCCUUGGUAGCUGGAUGCAGGGAUGGUACUAGUGAUUAGAAUCACAGAAUGUUAGUUACCCCAGGCCUAAUUUUAGCCAAUGGUUUCAGUCUUGACUCCAUAAAACCCUUGAGAGCUGUUAACAAGUGAUUACAUAAACAUGUUUCCUCUUUGUCUCAUCUUCCUUCUUUCCUGCCCCCAUGCAUAGUAGGUGGGGUUGUGUAAUGAGAGGGACCCUGAAAAUAACAAUAAUAAUAAAAGGCAGCUAAUGGAAAAGAGAACAAGAGCAUGGCUAAUCUCCACACUCGAUAUUACCUCCCAUGGUUUGAGAAUUGCCUGCAAAUGAGUACAGACAAUAAACUGCAUGGCACACUCCAUUCCGUUCAACACAGUGACCCAUCUGGUACCAUCACAGCUUUGGCUGCUAUUGAAGAGCCUAGCUCUCUAUUUUGAUAAAAGUAAUCUUAAAGCCUAAGGCGAUGCCCUAUCCUUCUCUCUAUAUUUACCAUGAAAUUAGGACGAUAAGGUGGAAAAACAUGUGUAUUUUAAAACUGACUACAGGACUUCAUUGCUUUCAUUUUCUGACAACACCAAAUUAACAAGAGGCAGUGUGCGAGGUUCUGAAUGGUGCUAUCGCCAAUGCUCACACUGCUGGUUAUGCAAUCACCACCACCGACCUUCUAUCCAAGGACCCGGCGUUAGUGUUAGGUCCAAGUUCAACAUGCUCAUGUUCAGCUUACGCAGUUGUUUGUUGACUGAUUGUAUUCACGGAAGUGGCGGUUUCUACAUCAGAAGUUCCCAUUUCACAAACAUAAAGUAAAAUCUGCCUGCAAUAUUCAUGUCGACAACAGAAUAAAAGAGAAUGCUAUAAAGAAUUACAGCACACAUAUUAAUAGUUCCUGUUUAAAAUGUUAUGACUCUUUGAAGAUAUUAUAAAAGGUUCAUUGUAUAUUUAUGUUAUGUGCUUUGUAGUUUUCCCCUCAUGUAUCCAAGUAAUUUUUACUUACAACUAAAUAAAUUUUGUCCUGUUUGAGUCCUGAA